AUCAACCAUAUAAGGUCCAUGGCAGGUGUCGACCACGUGGGCCUCGGGGCUGGCUACGACGGCAUAAACAGAACGGCGGCGGGCCUCGAAGACGUCUCCAAGUACCCCGAGCUAUUCGCCGAGCUCCUUCGCGACGAAACGUGGUCUCUGCAGGACCUGAAGAAGCUCGCUGGGGUGAAUCUACUGCGCGUGUUCCGGGAAGUGGAGCAGGUGCAGGAGGCCCUGGAGGGGGAGACGCCCUCAGAAGACAUCAUCCCCAUCCACGACAUCGACGCCUACUGGCCCUGCAGGUACAAGUUCGCCAACGUCGACCUGGAGCGAUCGAGGAGGUAAUCCCGGACGAAGGAGGCGCAGAAGAAGGACCCUCGGGCGCUGAGGGAAGCUGGAGGGCGCGAGCGGAACGGAGGC
Molecule: messenger RNA, 408 nt
Organism: Penaeus vannamei (Pacific white shrimp)
Lineage: Eukaryota; Metazoa; Arthropoda; Malacostraca; Decapoda; Penaeidae
Source: RefSeq, a predicted model, not a curated record